UGGAGGCAGCAGCAUUCCUGUUGGAAGUCGGUUUAGCCAAUUAAAAAAGGAUACCACCCCUAAAAUCCAAGAAAAACAAUCAGGAAGCCAGGCUAUACCCAUGCCUACCCAAAGAGUCCAGUUAGAAAAGGAUACUACUCCUGAAAUCCAAGAUAACCAAUCAGGAGGCCAGGCUGCCCCCAUGCCUACCCAAAGAGUCCAAUUAGAAAAGAAUAGUACCCCUGAAACCCCAGAUAAUCAAUCAGAAGAGCAGGCUGCCCCCAUGCCUACCCAACGAGUCCAAUUAGAAAUGGAGAGUAUUCCUGAAAUCCAAGAUAAUCAACUGGGAGAGCAGGCUGCCCCCAUGCCUACCCAAGGAUUCCAAAUUGAACAAUCAGGGGAACAGCACACUGCAGAGGUAACUCCAAGAGCCCAGACAGAUGGCCAUGUCACCACCAUCAGACCACAGAUUAACAAAUCAGAAGAGGGGAACAAUGCUCCAGUCCAAACUACAAAAUCUGGGGAAGAAGAAAAUAUCAUACCAGAUUCAACCACUGACAUCCAUAAAGAAAGAGUAAUUGCUGGCAAAAAUAUUGGCACUACAAGUCGAGGUAGACUGAUGACCAGUCAAACUGCCUCUGAUUCAAGAUAUGGAACCCCAAAACGAGUCACACUUCCAAAGAAACCACCGAUGAAAGGACCACAUCAGACUCAAAUAAGACACUACAACAGUGGGAGCCAAAGAAGACAGGAUACAAAAUCACACAAUACUACAAAACGGUUGUUUGGCAGGAGACCCGAACAAAGAAGAAGUGAGGAUUCAAAACCUCAGGCUGGAUCUGAUGUUUCUUCUGGAGUUACAAGGGAACCUCUUGACUAUGUUGGAGUGACAAACCGGACCUCAGAUGGAUUUACACUCAUAUGGGACUCACCCGAAGAGAAGUAUAAAAACUUUGUUGUGACAAGCCAAAAUGUUGAGAAAGAUGAAGGGCCAAAGCCGAAGGAAAGCAAGAACAAUCUGGAAGAAGACCAAGGAAGUCCUAAGAAACAAGGUGGCAAUAGAGAGGAGGAAGGAAAGCAUCAACCAACCAAAGAAACAGAAUCAGAAAAUGGAGGCAGUGAAGGUGAAAACAGAGUACCUGAAAGUGUCUCUACACAAGUUCGGAAGAUCCAAAGCAGCUCAAAAGCCAAACCUGUAACAGGAAGUGGUGAAAUCUUCAAAAAAGUUGUUCCUGGUUCAGCUCGAUCCUUCCAGUUUGAGAAUCUGCCUCCUCAGACGGAGUACACCGUGACCUUGCUUGGAAAGGGUCCUGGCUUGCUGUCCAAACUGCACAAGCUUGUCAUCAGUACAGGGUAAGCUAACAGCCAGCUUCACUGACACCUCUUCACCUCUCACCCAAACCAGGGUAAGACCACAGCUGGUCUCUGUACGUUUGGUCUGUCUUCACCUCUUACAAGAAAAAUAAAUUAAAGAACAAAUCAAAGUUAAAUGUGAAUAUUUUAUAAUUAACAAGUGGAUCAGAUUGACAGCAUGGUCCCUAUUUAAG
Molecule: messenger RNA, 1526 nt
Organism: Epinephelus lanceolatus (giant grouper)
Lineage: Eukaryota; Metazoa; Chordata; Actinopteri; Perciformes; Serranidae
Source: RefSeq, a predicted model, not a curated record